Cadophora gregata is the source of this 192-nucleotide messenger RNA. RefSeq lists its product as uncharacterized. The record is from RefSeq and is a predicted model, not a curated record. The coding region runs from base 1 to 192 and encodes 63 amino acids. Lineage: Eukaryota; Fungi; Ascomycota; Leotiomycetes; Helotiales; Ploettnerulaceae. The transcript has 2 exons.
AUGGCUCGCGUACGAAGCGCUAUCGUCAAGGGCAAGCAAGCCGCAAAAAACACCGUGAAGAUCGCAAAGCAGGCCGAAGCUAAAACGACCCUCACAAAUCGCAAAACCAUUGGCCUGCACGGCAAGAAAAUCGUCACAGCCGCAUACAACAUGCGAAAAGCCUUUGGCAUCCCUCGUCUGUGUCGCUCCUAG